Molecule: messenger RNA, 1146 nt
Organism: Entamoeba invadens IP1
Lineage: Eukaryota; Evosea; Mastigamoebida; Endamoebidae
Product: metalloprotease, putative
Exons: 1
Coding region: 1-1146 (381 amino acids)
Molecular function (GO): metal ion binding
Source: RefSeq, a predicted model, not a curated record
AUGCUAGGACGACUAAGUCCAUCCCAUACAGUGAUUUUACACAAACUUACGAAUGGUGUAAAAAUGCUCGGGGUGGUGAUGAGUGGCUACAACAGAGUGAGUAGUGUUGUUCAUAUCCCAACGGGGAGUUUUGACGACCCGCCACAGCGUGACGGGCUCUCUCAUUUCACUGAGCACGUGCUGCUCAGAGGAAAUGCUGAGUAUCCCGUCAGCGCACUUUAUAGAAUGAAUCAAUCUGAAAAGCUACUUGUCUCUGGUUCGACGAGUCGGGAAUACACCCAAUUUCUCAGUGAAAGUAAUAAAGGGACUCGAGAUCUUUCAGUGAUGCUUAAUAUGGUGACUGCUCCAAGAUUUAAGAACGAAGUUGUAGAGUAUGAGAAACAGAUUGUCUCAGCUGAGCGGAGACAAGUAAGUAAAGAGAAGAGUUCGGUUUAUGUGCAACGGGUACAUGAAGAGUUGUUUGGGAAGUCAACUGCGUUUGGGCAUGAUAUUCUCGGGAGUGAAGAGUCCGUUCGGUCUUUCAGUGCAGAAGAUGUGUCGAAGUUUUAUAAUCAAAAAUAUCGGAUCGGUCAGUGUCUUUUCGGGGUUUUGGCGGGCGACCAGCAUACUGUUAAUAAUGUUUUUCAAGUAGUGGAGAGAGCACUCUCUGAGUAUUGUUGUAGUAAUGCCCAUAGUUACAAAAUAGUUUCUCAUAGUUCUCAUAACCAUUCUCUGAUAAGACACCCGAAAUGUUGUGACCAUAACAAAUGUAUUAUUCGGAAAACCACCGAAGAGAGUAUGACUGUUGCGGAUGUGACUGCUUAUGUUCUUAACCGAGAGAAUGAAGCGUUUCAUAUACCGUAUAAGAGUGUUGAUAUUGUUAUAUCGACGAAGGAUAUAGCGAAGAAUACCAUUUGUGUGAAUGACGAAGUUAUACAAAGUUACUUGAACGAUGUGAGAACACAUUUUCAUCGCACACCACUGUCUGUCCUCAAUUAUUAUUUACAGUUUGUUUUUUCUUUCAUUGCAAGUACAGAAAUAACAAGUAGAAAAGCAACACGGGCACAAUUUAUCGAAAGAAACUUUGCUGUGGAAGACGAGGCUGAACGAGUCCGGGCGAUUUCAAAGGGUUCCUUAGAACGGUAUCUGCUGGGUAAAUUUGAGUAA